Molecule: messenger RNA, 3569 nt
Organism: Haliotis rufescens (red abalone)
Lineage: Eukaryota; Metazoa; Mollusca; Gastropoda; Lepetellida; Haliotidae
Exons: 9
Coding region: 6-3569 (1187 amino acids)
Biological process (GO): proteolysis
Molecular function (GO): cysteine-type peptidase activity; protein binding
Source: RefSeq, a predicted model, not a curated record
ACAAAAUGGCGCCUAAUCCGAAACCACCCGAGCCUUACCUGACAGGGAGAACCUCAGCCCUUAAAGUGGAGGAGAUUGUUAACAUUCUGAGGAGUCCAGAUGAGAGCAAUACCAUCCAGACUGCCCCCGUCACACCCCAGGGAGGGGAGGUGUACCUCUAUAAGAUAACCUCGGGAAUGAGAGAAGAUAUCUGGAAGGAUGACAAAUAUCACUUCAGAAGUGAUGGAACUCGGAAGCAGCCUGGCUCAAGUCCAGUCAUAGUGAAGCAGUACCACAAGGCUAACACCGAGGACAAGACAACAACAAGGGCCUUUGUCAGAGAAGCAUCGUAUCUGUACAACCAGCCUCUGAAACACGUUCUAAUGCAAUAUAUCGGGGACCACACACAAGCACAGCCUGCUCCCCAACGCAAGAAGCGUGGCCAACAGACAGUUAAUACCUCAGGUGACAGUAAAUGUAGGAAAGUAGAAUCAACUGGUGGAGCUGUGCAGUCAGGUGUCACGGAGAACACUAACUCCAACCUGGACCCUGAAGAUCAUUCAUCACCGACAGAAUUGGAAGACAAUGGUAAAUCAAACAGUAUUCUAGGUGUAACAUUGAAUGGAGCAAAGGUGUCAGAGACUGAAACAAAGAAUGAUCACGACACAAAUCAGAAACGCUGCAGGACAGGAGAUCAUAGAAGUGAUGAUGACAUUGAAUAUUUGGGUACAACGUCAGGCUCCCCUGUCAAGAAACCUCGUUUGCACCCUCAAGUUGAAAAUGACAACACAGUUUUAACCUUUGUCAAUAACACACACUAUUCUUAUCUGUACACUUUUCUAGAAGAAGUAGAAAGAAAUCGUGAUGUGAUAAAGGUCGUGCAACAAGUCCUAGCAUUAUCUAGGUGCUGGAACAAGGACUGUACCAACAAAGGCAAUCCGUGCUUCUCACUCAUUGAAGAGGUUGACAAAAACUGGAAUCUAGAUUCAAUAAAAGCAAGGAACUUGGUUAAAUGUGCUGUUAAUACUGACGGUCUGAGCUGGAACCAAGACCGGUCAGUUUACAUAAACCUCAUCGCAGCAGUACUUGUUGGAGCAUGCCAUACCAGGACUGAAGUACAGGACUUUGUGAAAACACUGAAGGAUCCUCCUUCACACCUGCAGCAUGUACAAGAGGACGUCCCCCUGUCACGUGAAUGUACAUACACAGUUGGCUGCUACACCAUCAGAGGAGAUGUUCUGUCUCGCCUGGAAACCAACGAGUGGCUGACAGAUGAAAUCAUGGACACAUACCUGCACCUCCUGGAGGGAGAGUGGUGUUCCCGUGUCAGCUUCCACUGUCUGGUGCUGCCUACAGAGACAAUCCUACUGUGGGAGGCAGGACAGUACACAGACAGAAUAAGGGGGAAAGAUGAAAAUUUGACAAACUACACGUGGAUCUUAAUGCCAGUGAACAUGCCACGUAAUCAACAUUGGGUGCUACUGGUGGCUAAUGUCAAGGAUGGAACAGUGGGCGUGGUUAAUUCUAAACCCUCCUUAGAUGUGGAGGACAAAGUUGUAGAACACUGGAGGCUCUUUGUAAACCACUUGAAAUCUACGUCUAAGGAAUGGAGCAAGUCAUGGAUGAAGAAACAGUACCCAGUGAUAGAACAGUCUGAUGGACACAGCUGUGGGAUAUUCGUUCUGAUGGCUGCUGAUGCAAUUUUGUCGGAGACGUCUCCAAGCAUCAUGAGGAACUGUCACGUAGAGAAAUACAGGCUGUAUGUGCUUCAGAGGAUACUACAGUAUGCCAAGGCCAAGGGAGAUAUGCAGGGUGGAGGAAAUCACAUGAUGGCAGUUGAUGGACAGAGUAAUGUCACAAACGAAAUUCAAACUGUAACGCUGGAGACAAGAGAUGUACUGGAAAAUAUCUGUACAAUAUCAACAGAGCAAGGAGGUCCAACUAUUCAUGAAGAGGAUGGACAUGAAACACAUGAAGGAACCGACUCUGCUGUCGCCAGUGAUGAAAAUACAGAGGACUAUCCAUGUUUGGAUCAGCACUUGUUGCAUAAGCAGGAGAUGGCGUGCAUGUUAGUGGUUGCUUUGGCGGAGAAUAACCUGGAGGAGAGGAUGCUAUGGGCAGGGUCUGACACAGGGACUCGCGUGGAAAGAGAAACCUACAAAAAAUAUAUUGUUUGGGCACUUAAGGCUUUUGACAUCAAUGAAAAAGAAUACACUGAAAAUGUGAUGAAACCUAUUUUAUCCCAAUUAACGGGAUGCUGUCUCCAUCAUGAAGCAGGCUCAUAUAGAAUAAGAAAUCAUAAAGUAGCAAUAAAGCUAAGAGAAAUACUGCUACGUGAUGUUAGGCAGUUGGUUGAAAGGAUGGAUCUCGAGUUCAUAUUUCGUUAUGUGACAUUUAGAGAUGAUCCAACUGAAGAGGAACAACUAAAUGUGUCUUUCAACCUCGAAUUGAAACAUGAUGAUCUGCAUAUUGUAGCGAAGCGGUUUGCUACAGCUUUACACGGCAGAAAGUUUGCCUUUGUGUGCAUGCAUUCCCUAUUCCAGGUAGAGACAUUUGUUGAUAUGGUUUGGGAGAAAUUGUUGCAUAAUAUGAACAAGGACAGUUCUGUACUGUUGAAAGUAUUGUCAAAUAAUGACAUUGUACAUGGAUAUUCCUUUCUGUUUUGGGCGAGCAUCACAGACAACUCACAUUUGUUGAGGAGAGCAUUGUUCAGUGUUCAAUUGAAUGCAGAGAACAGAAAGGAAGCUUUGUUUGGAAGUUGCUUUGGGAAUAGUUUGGCCAACUUCGAUUACUUGUUUUCCAAUAAAAACUGGAAGUUGGAUAAGUUGUGGAUGACACUACCCAAACUCCCAAGACCUCUUAUCAUUAAACUGCAGUUGGCAGUUGCAGAUGAUCUGGGAGAAAAGUUUGGUAAAUGUUCACUUUUGGACAUUGCCUGUAUGGGUGGGUUGUCUGCAGUGGCUUCCAGAUUGUCACAUUUGAUAAAGAUGAGCAAGAAGAAAAACAGGUCAAGAAAGAAUACAUAUGUACAUUUUGCAUCCUUGUGCCUAAAGGGCAAAGAUACCAUGGAUACAAGUACAAAAAUUGGAAAACUGAAUGUCAAUAUAAAAGGCCCUGAAGGAUCAACACCUUUACAUUACGCAUGUGCAGUUGGAAAUGUUAGCAUUGUAAGCUAUCUGUUACAGGAAGUAGUGGACAUUGGUGAGCAAAACAAGAAGGGUGAAACUGGGCUUCAUUUGGCAUGUAUAUAUGGAAACGCAGAAGUUGUUACAAUGUUAUUAAAGAACAAGGGAAUAAUUCAUGUGAAAGAUAAUGCUGGCCGCACACCUCUACAUGAUGCAUCCAGGCAGGGACAUAGGGAGGUUGUGGAGGUGUUAUUACAGAACAAGACAAAUGUGGAUGAGAAAGAUAAGGAAGGCCGCACACCUCUACAUGAUGCAUCCUGGCAGGGACAUAAGGAGGUUGUGGAGCAGUUAUUACUGAACAAGGCAAAUGUGAAUGAGAAACGUCGAGAUGGCAGCACACCUCUACAUGAUGCAGCCUUGCAGGGACAUAGAGAGGUUGUGGAGGUGCAGCACACCUCUACAUGA